Rodentolepis nana is the source of this 342-nucleotide messenger RNA. Lineage: Eukaryota; Metazoa; Platyhelminthes; Cestoda; Cyclophyllidea; Hymenolepididae. The record is from the annotation of a GenBank genome assembly.
ACUCCACGAAGUUGUUCCAAGUUGGCAAAGGGCGAGAAGGGCGAAGCAGCUAUCCGUAAGUACUUACCAACAGAAGAGACCGUAGAUCUUCGUCGGAAGUCAAGCAAUCGUCAGUUGCAGCACUUAUCUUCACCCACUGCCACUGAAGCCGGACAAACGCCUUCUUUGUUCACCAAUGCCCACCUACCCUCAUCGAGCCGACAGUUUACCCUGGAUCACUCUUCUAUUCUAAAUGACUCAUUGAAUGGGGAUGUUGAGGAUGAUCAAGGCCCUCCGGUAGGUUGUAUUCCAUGGAAUCCUAAUGAAAACGGGGUGUAUAGCCAGUCAUCUUUCCUAAGUUAG